Molecule: messenger RNA, 1788 nt
Organism: Neurospora crassa OR74A
Lineage: Eukaryota; Fungi; Ascomycota; Sordariomycetes; Sordariales; Sordariaceae
Product: leucine aminopeptidase 2
Exons: 4
Coding region: 421-1584 (387 amino acids)
Biological process (GO): proteolysis
Molecular function (GO): metalloexopeptidase activity
Source: RefSeq, a predicted model, not a curated record
AUCGUCGAUCCUGGUGUCCACCAUGUGGUUUUGGGGGGAAAACCCCACGCGGUUGGCGGAACUUUGCAGCCAUGGAUCGGGAAGCAAUUCAUGGAGAUGGAAGUGACCAGGCAAUCGUUCUCACCCCCCUUCGAUGCCGCUGAGCCAAACGAAUCUAGUAGACUGCCAUUGACAGCUGGAAAUAGGCAGGUGUGUGGGAGGUCUAGUUCAAGCGUGGCCGCCCAGAAGGGCAACUAUCGUGUGCUCAACUCUGCAUGAACGAACAAACGUGAAAAGAGCGGGGUUCCAUGGAAACGUAAAUGGAGGGCUAAGCAAGGGUUCGGCGGGCAUGACGCCGGUGAAAAACGUGCCGAGACAGGAAUGUCCAGCAUCGUGAGUCAAGGGAUAUAAAAUGGAAUUGCUGCGCCCUUUUUCCGCGUUAUGUUGUUCGACUGCUCUGUGCUUGAGUUGUCGUCAAUCAAUAUGCGUGCCUCGGCCCUCUUCGCUCUCCUCGCCAGCUCAGCCGGCCUUGUCGCCGCCGUCCCUCCUGCCAGUGCCGCCAAGGCCGCCGGUCUUCGUCUCAUCAAGACCUCCCCCGAGGAUAAGGGCGCAUGGGUGACUGAGGAGCAGAAGAUCACUCAGUACCGCAACAAGCGCAUCGGCUUCGUCGAUAUCACCGACAUCACCGACGCUUCCGUCCUCACUGCCCUCUCCAACCCUGACGGUGCUCCUGCCAGGUCCGACUUUUCAGCCGAGGCCGUCAGAUACCCUACCGCCGUCUCGCACCAAACCCAAGUCAAUUCCCUUCUCUCUCAAGUGUCGACCACUAAUCCCAAGUCGUGGCUGCUCACUCUUACCAACUUCUACAACCGGUACUACAGGUCCAGCUAUGGCACGCAGGCCGGUACCUGGCUGUAUGACACCAUUGUCUCCGUCGCCUCCGCCAACCCGGCCAUCACCGUGACCAAGUUCACCCACUCGUGGAACCAGCCCUCCAUCAUCGCCAAGAUCCCCGGCACCAGCAGCAAUCUGGUUAUCGUGAGCGCGCACUAUGACUCGACUGGCGGCUCGUCUACCGCACGUGGACCCGGCGCCGACGACAACGGCUCGGGCGUCGUCGUCAUUCUCGAGGCUCUCCGCGUUCUCGCCAACGCCAAGUUUGCUCCCAAGGACACGCUCGAGUUUCACUUUUACUCUGCCGAAGAGGGUGGUCUCCUUGGUUCUGCUGCCGUUUUCUCCAGCUACAAGUCCGCUGGCAAGAGCGUGUAUGCCGUCAUGAACCAGGACAUGGCGGGAUAUUCGCCCAGCGGAAAGAUUUCCAUUUACACCGACUAUGUCGACUCCUCGUUGACGGCGUAUACCCGAGUGAUCGCGACUGCUUAUACCGGCGAGACGACUAGCGAUAGGUGUGGCUAUGGAUGCUCGGACCAUGCCUCUGCCAGGUCUAACGGUUUCCCUGCCGCUUACGUUUGCGAUGAGCCCAUAGAUACCGCGACUCCCUACCUCCACUCAUCCAAGGAUGCUUACUCGACCAUCAUGUGGGAUGCUAUCCUUCGCCAUGCCAAGUUCACGACUGCCUUCCUUGUUGAGGCUUCCUACCUUUAAUGGGUUGUAGUCAUGUCCUGUUUCUGAAUAUGUCUUCACAAGCAGAAAUAAGGGGGUCCAAUAACACACAAAUGAGUCGAAUACGGUAUACCUGUAGGUACCUCUACAGUGUUCAUGUGGGGGGUGGCGCAUGGAUUGGAUAGCUCCAGGCGAAACACAUCCAUUGACCUCAAUAAGAAACAAUACUUUGACGCGACGCACGAG